AACAUUCAGGAAUUUUAAGGACUUUCCAUUAGUUAAGCGUAACUGUGGUAUGAUCAUUUUUAGCGUGCGUGUUCAGUUGCGAUGCGAAGUUUCGCAAAGCGGUUGAAGAUGCGUUGUUUUUGUUAAGUUUCGUGAUUUCAAAACGUAAUUCGCCCGGUACAGGAAUUACAAUCCGAUUUUUAGUAUACUUAAAAAUGCCACCGAAGAAAACCGGUAAUCAACAGUCAGUGAAAGUACUCAUCGAACGAAUCAACGUUUUGACUGAGAAUUUCCGCUCCCGACCGACAAAUACUGGCGCAAUCAAACGACCGGCCACUUCUCCGGAUCCGCCUAGUCCUCCCAAAGCGGUAAGGUUUGUCGAACCAACAAUCCCGGAUGCUCCAAGGAUCGCUUCCGACGACCUGGCGGAUAAUCCGUACGCGCAGGAGAUUUUCAUGUACAAAACCAACGUUCACGACGUGGUGACACGGAUUGUCCUGGCGCGGGAUGGUGAAGAGGGCAUGGAGAGGAGGGUACGUAAAUUCAAGAGGAAGCUCUACCGGAUGUUUGCCAAUGAACCGAAGAAUCGCAUCCGGUAUCCGUUGGAUUUGGUACGAUUCGAGAGCUCCUACUACGAGUAUCGGUUCUUUUUGGCGCUGCACAAACCGUUGCACAGUGAUGAGCAGUAUCAGGAUUAUAAGGAGCAGCUGGUCGCUGCUGGGAUUGCCGAGAGCUGGGUCACCAUGAGGAAAAAUAAUCGGCUGCUGGUGUAUGAGGACAGAAUAGUGCAGAAGUUGAAAGGCAAAUUCAAAGAAUGGAGUUUGAAGUUGGACAAAUUGGAUUACUACCUAAUGGACAUGCACAGUAAACAACCGGUCCCGAAAGUGCCAAAGAUCGUUGAAGCGACAACUGAAACCGUGGUGAGCACACCCAGCGAAAGUGAAGAUAAUUUAUUGGAACAGAUUUUGAAGCACUCCAACGCAAAUGAGAGAUUCACGAGCCAUCAGAUACGAGCACUGUUUCCGCAUAUUUUGAGGAGUUUGGAACACUCAGAUGAUAUGCAAUGGCUGAUAUUCGAGAACGAUGAACUGAACAAGCGUUUCAAACUGGGGGAUUAUGCGCCAAUCGUCCCGCAAGAAGCUGAAGAGGUUGUUAACGUUCCUGAGGUGGAAUCUCAGGCGGAAAGUGUUGCGUCCAAUAGUCGGUCCAGCAGUGUGGCAUCUCCAGAUUCGGAAAUCGCUCAAAUGCGCUCCGAAAUGGCCAUGACGCAGCCACGGGAGCUGAUACAGUUGGAAAGCUCCCGUUUUGUAGAUACACAGGCUCUGGUGAAUGUCUUGGAGCAGUCUGAGAACGUAGCUGUUGGUGAGAGUCAGCAACAGGUUGAAGAGUUGGUCGAGCCGAUAGUUGCUGAAGAAGUACAGCACGAGCUCUCUCCAAUGAUAACUCCGGCUCAGGUCGAAGUGAUUGAGAUAUCCGAUUCUCCAAUGCAUGAAGAUGAUGAAAUCCAAAUCAAAGAAGAAUUUCUCUACACUCUGGACUACUUCAGAAAAUUCACCAACAUUGAACAGUAUAUUAUGCAUGAAAUCAAGCAGAAACAUCCCAAAACAUAUGAGAAAAAGUUGUCAAAGUUAGAUCAAUACGUAGAGCGAUACUACAAGAGUGCGAUGCCUUUAUUGCUGAAAAACCAGUUGCCUCCAAAUUUGCGACUUUUGUCGCGAAAGGAACGCAAACAACGACAAGCCUCAAUGGUUGAAACUGGACAGCGGUUGAACACCUCAGGAUCUUCUUCGGUUAUCUCAGAACUUCCUCCACCAACAACUCAAAGCGAGGAGGUAAGCCCUAUAACAGAGACUCCUUUCGUUCCGAGAGUUCCACGGAAAGCAAGACUAAUUGUCUACGAAGAAGAUGAAGAUGACAUAUCAACUCAACCGAAUUUGCCGGCUGACACUCUACCGAUGCCUAAUACGGAAGAUUUCCUACCUCCAGUAUGCUCCACCCAGUUACCUUGUGAAUCUCUAGCUUCACCGCCCCGUAGAAGGGAUACACCCUUCAACUCUCCGUCUGUCUCAAUAGUUCCUAACCAAUCACCUUCACGAUUAGCUCCCGCCAUCAACGACAGCCCUAUAGCUCUACCGCCAAUCGUUGUGCCUACAGAGACCCUUCCAGUACCAACAUUACAUAACAUUCACCCUCCAAGAUACUCCACACAUCAUCCGAACGAAUCGGAAGCAAUACCGCUCAACCGACAGGACACACCGUUAAACUCAGCUCUGCGACUUUCGACUUCGUCCUCCCACGUUCCGACGCCAGCCUUCGAUUCGAGCUCAAGCAUGGAUGGAACUGUUAUCGUUAACACAAAAUCUCCUCGGAAGGACACCUCGAUCAAACGUGAGCUCAACACCACUUCUUACGAGGACGAGGUGGAAUUUGUGGAAGUCCCCAAUAGAUCCAUCCUGAUUGAGGACUCCAUCGAGCUCUUACCAGGGGCCCUACUCGAAAGACAACCCAGCAAUAGUUGCUUGGCAGCUUUCCCCGACAAUUUACGGGGCAUGGUGAGCACACUGUUCCGGGAGACUCGGGACACCACUCUGUCGCAGGGAAGCGGCGCUAGCAGUUCGGGAAGUGGAGAGGCCCCAGCUGAGACGCAGCCGAUGGGGUUUCACCAGUCGUCAGCUUCCCCGCAGGACAAAUGAAACUCCCAUUAAGCUUCAAAUCCACCAAAGUAGAGUCUCAUCUCACUGAACUCUGCCAUCGACUAUCGACGUUGCAGCCAUUCCGAUUGAUGUCCAAUUCAUUCCAACUGCCGUCACUUCCAUCCUCUGCGACCACCAUCCGCUUCCUCACCCGAUCGGAGAUAGCUUCUGUGAAGUUCUGCCGCAAUCCCUCCGUUCACCGACAACGCCACCAUCUAGCAGUUACACUGAACCACCGAGAGGAUGGCAUCUUCCGGUUGACCGUGGCCGAUCACGAGGUGCGCAAGCUUCUGAACCUAACCGGAGGGGACCGAGGAUGGCAGGCUCUAGUUUCGACGCUUAAUCGCACGAAUCGAUUCGAGUACGACCGCUUCCGUCCUGCAAGCGCAUUCCAGUUUCACCAGAUGAGUAUUAGCGAGAAAAUUUUGUACCAGUUUUUUGCCACAUCUCCGGAAUGUGGCCAGGGACCGGGAUGGGUGUUGCGUUUUGACGAUGUGAGGAACUAUUGCGAGGGGGAUGGUGUUCGAUUGGAAGAGUUUAACUGUUUUAGGCAUACGUAUGGUGGUGGUUUUAGUAAAGCUAAUGCCAGCGAUAUUGAUUUGAGCGAAGGACUGGAUCCCGCAAUUGUACAAAGAAUGAAAGAGAUUAAGCGGAAUGCGAGCCAUAUGCACCAAAUUUAAUAUAUUAUUUUUGAGCAUA
Molecule: messenger RNA, 3371 nt
Organism: Aedes aegypti (yellow fever mosquito)
Lineage: Eukaryota; Metazoa; Arthropoda; Insecta; Diptera; Culicidae
Exons: 4
Coding region: 195-2672 (825 amino acids)
Source: RefSeq, a predicted model, not a curated record